Molecule: messenger RNA, 2138 nt
Organism: Temnothorax curvispinosus
Lineage: Eukaryota; Metazoa; Arthropoda; Insecta; Hymenoptera; Formicidae
Product: porphobilinogen deaminase
Exons: 6
Coding region: 355-1446 (363 amino acids)
Biological process (GO): heme biosynthetic process
Cellular component (GO): cytoplasm
Molecular function (GO): hydroxymethylbilane synthase activity
Source: RefSeq, a predicted model, not a curated record
GUUGCGUUCACCAUGACGGAAGUAUAGUUUCCAUCACCGUCGCUCCUCCGGAUCUUCCCUAAUCAAUUUCACAUUCUGCUGCAGUGCCAGUGACUGUGAAAGAACGUAACUUUAACCCCACGCACAUUAUCCCCCAUCUCAUUUUUACCUUCAUUCUUCGCGCAAUUCGCUCGCAAAAGCGCAAAAAGUUAUUAAGGUUAAGCGCGCGGUUCCCCAGUGAAAGUGCUCACGUUCCUCGCAGUUCCUCGACCUGAUUACAGUCUCUCUCUCUCUCCUUCACUUCCCUUCUCCAAUCUUUAUCUCUCGAUCUUCAUGUCUCGUACCUAAUACAUUUCAAAGCUACACGAUCACCUAAUGUCCGAAACGUGGACGAUGGACAACGAUAAGAAACGUGACGUAAUCAAAGUUGGAUCUCGAAAAAGCGAGUUGGCCUUGAUACAAACCAGACACGUGAUACAAUGCCUGACAGAAGUUCAUCCAAAAAAAGAAUUCGAAAUAGUAACGAUGGAUACUAAGGGGGACAAGAUUCUAGACAAGUCUUUACCGAAGAUCGGCGAGAAGUCCCUGUUUACCGAGGAGCUGGAGCUAGCUUUGGAAAGUGGUCGCAUUGAUUUUGUGGUGCACUCAUUGAAAGAUUUGCCAACGACACUGCCGGCAGGAAUGGCCCUAGGUGCAAUAUUAAAACGUGAAGACCCACGCGACGCAGUGGUUAUGUCGAAGAAGUACAAAGAUAAGACAUUAUCAUCAUUGCCAAAGGGUAGUGUUAUAGGUACUAGUUCUUUACGUAGGUCCGCACAAUUGUCACGGAAUAUGCCGCAUUUAAAGGUAGAGAACAUUCGCGGUAACUUGAACACGAGAUUGAAAAAACUAGACGAUGAAAAUGGCCCGUACGCCGCGAUAAUAUUGGCUGCUGCCGGUUUAAAAAGGAUGGGCUGGAAAAACAGAAUAAGUCAGCUUCUGGAACCCGAGGAAGCUCUUUACGCUGUCGGCCAGGGUGCAUUGGGUGUUGAAUGUCGAGAAUCCGAUUGGGAAAUACGUUCUCUCUUGGAAUCGUUGUUUGAUUUAGAAACCAUAUUGAGAUGCGUAUGCGAGCGUUCAUUUCUAAAAACUCUUGGUGGCGGUUGUUCCGCACCAGUCGCAGUGGCUUCAUCUUUGAAAAAGAACGAGUUGACGAUUACCGGUGCUGUAUGGUCUCUAGAUGGUCAAACUUUGGUUACCGAUACUGUGAAAAGCAAAUUUUAUUUACCCAAUGAUGAUGGUGAGCCUCCUAGGAAAUGCCCAUAUCAGGAACCCCGCCUUUACUGUAGCGUUGUUCCCAAUAAAGUAAGCAGUAUAAGUCUUUUUGCUGCAGAACAGCUUGGUAUAAAAUUGGCCAACAGUCUUAUAAAGAAAAACGCUCUCGACGUAAUGUCACAAGCUAGAAAUGAAGUCUUAGAUUCAAAAUAAUUGUGUCAAAUAUAAAUUUGUAUUUUGGUUCCUGUGGCUGCAAAUGUGCGCUUAGAAUGUAUGUUAAUGUAAAAAUAAGUGACAAUUAUCAAUAAUUCACCGAUCGAUGCCCGAUGACUGUAGAUAUCCAUCAUACAUUUCUACUUGUAUAUGCUCAAGAUGGAAAACUUGAUUGAAGUACAAAUCGUAUUGUUUUUUGUAUCGUUGCUUUUCUGAGUUCUGCUUUUGUGUAUCUCAUACACCAUUUUGUUUAUUCUAUUUAAUUGGUAAAAAUAAUUGUAAUUAUAACAGUGAAAAAUAUUGGAAAUAAUCAUAUAAUGGUAUGUAAUAUAAAUCACUGAAAUUCUUAUAUGAUGUAUGUCUGUUUUGAUUAAUUGUACGAGUGAUGUAAGGAUUAUAUGUUCAAUUUAUUGUUAUACAAAUAAUCCAUAAUUAUUGUUGACGAUGCAAAUAUUACAUAGAUAUUUUAUUACUGAAAAUAAUAGUUUAUUGCAAAACACUGCCAUGUAUAGAUCAUGUAACAAUCAACGUGAUAUAUAUACAUAUAAUCCCGUUUGCGUUAAACAGAUUAUAACAAUAAAAUUUUGUACAUGCACAAUUUCUAAACAUAUAGCUCACGAGUAUGUAUAUUUCUGAUUCUGUUGAAUUUUUUGUUUUAUUUUAAGAAAUUAAAUUGAUUUUUGAUUAUUUUA